This is a messenger RNA of Trematosphaeria pertusa, 699 nucleotides long. RefSeq lists its product as uncharacterized. The transcript is spliced from 2 exons. The coding region runs from base 1 to 699 and encodes 232 amino acids. Lineage: Eukaryota; Fungi; Ascomycota; Dothideomycetes; Pleosporales; Trematosphaeriaceae. The record is from RefSeq and is a predicted model, not a curated record.
AUGGUGUCCGAAGUGAAGUACUCGUGUACUGCUUGUGACGACUAUUUUGAUCUCGAAUCGGAUUGGAAGGUUCAUGAGACCAAUCAACAUUUCAAUGCCCAAAGCUGGAUAUGCUUCCCUUGUUUGAAGAAGGAAUCGCUGGCGCUGACAUUUCCUAAACCCGAAUGGCUCGCAGAACAUCUUACUCGGCAUCACGCUGGUGGAGAUCAUGCUCUCCUCGAAUACGUUACCGAGAAAGGCCAUGUCGCCUCUAAAUACGGUCCGAACUUUUGCGACGGGAAAGCGGAUUGGACGGUAUUUCUCGGGACGCGACGGCUUUUGAUACCGCAAGAAACACUCUGCUCUAUCCCCCACUCCCUUCGACACCAUAUAUUCCAGGCAUUCUGGCAAAAAGAGAAAGAUAUCCUCCGCUGUGACGAUGAAGAAUACAAAAUCAUGUUUCAGUUCCUGCUCCUAGAAGCGGAAAUGUUCGUCGACUACAAGAUGAGCCUGAAGAUGUACCGCAUGGCAGCCGCACACCAAUGGACUGACAUGAUGGAGAUGUGUCGCGACAUCAUCAUGUCCAGCGAAAACGUCACGCCGGAGGAGCUCCAGAGCAUUGCUUCAGUUGCUCUCAAAGCCGCAGAUGAUAAGUUGUAUAAUUUCUGGGCGUUGAAACAAGGCCGGGCGAGUAAACUCUUGUGGAUGUAUGAGGAAUAG